GGCACGCCCACCAUUUCACGUAAAUUCAGGAGUUGUGUGCUGCAUUAAACGCCGAGUUGAUCGAUUUUCCUCAAAAAGUUUAAAUAAAGAUGGCAGAGGUUGCUCAUAUGAUUGACACCGAGGUCUUCCUGGUUUUCUCUACCUAUGCAACCAUAGUCAUCCUUAAAAUGAUGCUGAUGGGCCCCUUCAUUUCUUAUUUGCGCUUGACAAAAAAGGUCUUUGCAAACCUAGAGGACACCAACUUGGUCAAAACCACUGAAGACAGGAGGAAGUGGGUCAGUCCAGAUGUUGAACGGGUGCGGAGAUGCCAUCAGAAUGACCUGGAGAACAUCAUUCCCUUUGUGGUAAUCGGCCUUCUGUACGCUCUCACAGGUCCGGAUCUCUCCACGGCUCUGUUGCACUUCAGGGUGUUUGUGGGUUCACGGUUUAUUCACAUGGUGGCUUACCUAGUUGCUCUUCCCCAGCCUAGCAGAGGUCUGGCCUGGAUUGUGGGAUUGUUCACAACCUUCUCCAUGGCCUACAGGGUCAUCACUACUGCACUUUUCCUUUGAUGGCUAGCACUUGGAAAAUUUUAGUUUUAGGUGUUAUGCUUUGUGUAAAAGUAAAGCAGGUUUAGACUAAAACAUGACAAUGAGCUUUAUAUUUUGAGGAGCCUGCAUAUGUGCAAUUUACAUAUUUGUUGUAGUUUGUGGUACUACACUCCUUUAUAUGUACAGUAAAACUGAAAUACAGUUAUUUACUGCUGUAUAAUCUGAUAAACUGCACAAUUUUGACCAGUGCUGUAUAUAAUUAAUAUGUUUCUUAUGAACCAUUAUAAGAGCAACAGAAUUUGUCUAUCUCUAAAAUUGGGCCUAAGUGAGAGACAAACAAAAGAUGAAUGUAACAUCUUUAUGCUUCAAGUAACAUUAGUUUAGAAGUCUUACGGAGGAAAAUGAGAGUUGUAAUGUGACCUCCUGUUAUGCUGUUGUAAUUGCAAAUUAACGUAGUAUAUUGAUGGUCAUUGUAAACAGGUUUUAAAAAAGUUUGAAUAAACUUUCUAAAGGUU
This is a messenger RNA of Triplophysa rosa, 1045 nucleotides long. It is a transcript of the gene mgst1.1, whose product is annotated as microsomal glutathione S-transferase 1.1. The record is from RefSeq and is a predicted model, not a curated record. Gene Ontology annotation, cellular component: mitochondrion; membrane. Gene Ontology annotation, molecular function: glutathione transferase activity. Lineage: Eukaryota; Metazoa; Chordata; Actinopteri; Cypriniformes; Nemacheilidae.